GUGGGCUAAUACCCGAACAAAAAAAAGGGCUAGAAGUCAUUAGGAAAGACAAAUGUUGUUCAGAGUAAACAGUUAACAUAUUUCAACUAUCCCUCUGUACAGAUGCAUUUGUAAUGAAUCUUGAAUUUUUAUCUUUUAAACAUAUAUUUAUAUGAAUAGGUAUUUUUUAACUACUCUACAGUGUUUGUGUUGACAGAGGUUGUCUACCAAGCUUAUUAUAUACCUGGGUUGUGUGUGUUGAUGUUAAAAUGUUACGAGAUAAAAUAUUAAUGAGGCUUUUAAUUUACGGGUGCUAGGAAGCAGACUUCGCAAUUGGUCCCUUCGGCAUCAGCGCCAGCCGUGCUGAGGUGGUGGACUUUACGUGGCCGUUGUUUGUGACCUACUCUAGGAUAAUGGCUGGUAAACGUGGGGUGGAGGCGGACCCCUGGGGUUUCCUACUGCCCUUGGCACCGUUGGUGUGGGUGGCCAUCCUGACAGCGCUGGUGGUGUUGCCUGUGGUUAUGUUUCUUUUUUCGUUGUUCUGCUCUCUGCUAUCAAAUCCUCCUAAUGAAUCAGCAACUGAUGCCUUCAGUAUGUUUCGUGUAUUGCUUCAACAAGACAUUUCCUUCCCCGAUGACUGGUGGUGGGAGCGGGUACUGUUGGGGGUGUGGAUGUUGACGACACUGGUGUUAACACGGAGCUACGCCGGCAACCUCAUGUCCCUCCUGGCCGUGAGACACAUCCCUCAACCUUACCAAACAUUACAAGACGUGCUGGACGACCCCUCGGUUAUCAUGAUUUGGCAAAGUGGCUCAACAAAUGAACAUAUAAUACAUUCUGCACAGUCAGGCAUAUUCCAAGAGGUGGCCAAGACGGAAACAUCUGGACGGAUCAAGUUCCACACGAUCAAAGAGUUCCCACGCAGCGUCAACUCCCUGGUGAGGCGAGGAGACCACGUCCUCAUCGAGGUGGAGGAAAUCAGUAACAUGUUUAUGAGCCAAGACUUCAGUCAUUCAGGAUCCUGUGACUUCUACAUGUCGCGGGAAGGUUUCUUACCCAUGAUGUUGUCCAUGAUCGGCCCCAAGAAUAGUCCUCUUGUACCUGCGAUGAGUGAGAG
Molecule: messenger RNA, 1096 nt
Organism: Homarus americanus (American lobster)
Lineage: Eukaryota; Metazoa; Arthropoda; Malacostraca; Decapoda; Nephropidae
Product: glutamate receptor 4-like
Exons: 4
Cellular component (GO): membrane
Molecular function (GO): ligand-gated monoatomic ion channel activity
Source: RefSeq, a predicted model, not a curated record